Messenger RNA from Varroa destructor (honeybee mite), 5319 nucleotides. RefSeq lists its product as uncharacterized. Lineage: Eukaryota; Metazoa; Arthropoda; Arachnida; Mesostigmata; Varroidae. Gene Ontology annotation, molecular function: fatty-acyl-CoA binding. Gene Ontology annotation, biological process: fatty acid metabolic process. The record is from RefSeq and is a predicted model, not a curated record. Gene Ontology annotation, cellular component: cytoplasm.
AAAAAAAAAUGAACAGUAAAAGUCGAUUUACUUUAAUUAAGGAAUUUGUAACAUAUUUCUUAAAUGUUUUUCCAACACAUAGAAUUUAAUUUGUCCAAAAAAAAUGUGACUGUAUAUGAGAUAGUUUUUUCACAAGACGAUCUAGCAAUUCAAAGACUGCGCAAUAUAUUCAUCACUGAAUAAAAUCAGCAUUUAUAGGGUUGCUUCAUCACACUUUUGAAGUAAUCUUUAAAUAUCUUCGAUAAGAUUAUUAUCAACAUCGGUCCUUGACUGAUCCUCGGCCUGGAGUGACGCAUAGCUUCCGGUUUUAAAGGUAAGUACAAUAAGGUGAGCGCGCUGGCUUUUUGGCAUUGUUGGGAUGUGAAAACAGUUUUUCUCUCGUAGGCGACAUCUCUUUCUUCCAAGUUAGACCGUAAACCAUCGAACAGCUCGAGUUAUGUUUGCCAUCUUUAUCUUGUGUAGAUUGAUACUUUCCUGUAAGGGGAUUUCUGGGAAACCUUUUGCAUUAAUGUCUAGAUUCAUAUAUGCGACUUAUGCCAAACUGGCAUGAGACCAGUCUCCGGUAAUACCUUAGUGGGUAAUAUAUUUGCCUGCUGCACUCAGCGACGUUGCGGCCUAAGUUUGAACCUAGGCAUGGAUACACUUCGUUGCGUGCUGGGAGCCAGCCAUCUGGUGAAAUGUCUAGCGGCGACACCGGACGACAACCUCAAAACACAAAGCCGUAUAAUACUAGCCUUGCUAGCUACCGCUUCAGGUAGUAUCGGGGUAAGUACUCACACUUUAAUAAUCUGCUGCUGUAAUCGUUCGGCGAAAAAAUAACGAGUUUCACGUUUGUUUUAUCACCUCUACCAUGUACCUCCUAGGCAGCAUAUAUAUACGUGUAUACGUAUAUAUGGAUAUACAAUACUUUUACUUCGGUCAGAAGUGGUCGCAGUAAAAAAAAGCAGCCUGUUGUGCGAAAUGGUGGCGCAAACUAAGCUGGGUGACCAUUCUUCAUCCAACGCUGUUACUCGUUACCGUUAGUUCUUUCCCUCCAUCUCUCGCAAGCCGCAUCAUCAUUUCAAAACAAUCAUUCUGUCAGAGAACGGUUCCCGCUCAGCUACCACUUGGUCGACUGUGGUGCUCCGCCGUCUUGCUUUACUCAGUUGCUAUUUGUUUGGCCUUCUCGCUGAAUCGACCCUCCCCACUUGUCGCCUGCGAGCGCGUAUGUGAUCCAGUCAGUGCAGGUGUCGCCACUUAUUUGUAUGACAUUUCAAGGUAUCGGCCCAGAGGCAAAAAAAGCUGUAAAGGGUUUUCGUGCUCCAGUAACCAACCGUAGCGUUCUCACAGACCGACGGCACGUCAGACAGCAAGGACAGUUUUUUUGGAAAAUAAUUGUACAUGCUAAGGUCAACAGUGCAGUAUUCGACAGUAUAGUGUUUGUUCAUCGACGCCCGAAUACCGUCAGGAGCUGCGCCGCGAUAGUUGUUGCUGUAGUAAUGGCGGGGCAGUUCUGACCGCGACGUCGACGUCGACAAGAUGGCGCCCCAUGCGUUGCGAUAGAUAACACGUACGAAAAUAUCGACGAGCGGUUAACCCCUCGGCAGCUUGCGAUACAGGUGGCAUGGUGAUCGCUAGCCCACCAUCAGCUUCUCCUUCAAGUAAUAGACUCCAUAUUCAGGAAAAAUGUGUUUAGGUAGGUUCGUGUUUGGUUUUGUCGACAGCCCGUGAUUGUGCGAUUGGCUGGCCACUCAUUGUAAACAACCGAGUAGCUCAUGUCGAAAGAUUGUAUCGUUAUCUGUUAUUGUGGUAUGACAGAACGAUCGGGCAAAGAGUCGCAGAGUUCUUUUGUGUAGACGUUCAGUGCGAUCGUGAACUUUGUUCGAUGCCUGUCUCGCUGACCACAACAGUGUGGUAAUAGGAUCUACAACCAAAAAGAGAUUCAAAUGAACUGAAGCUACAUUAUUCUAGAGCAAUAGCCGGGUGGGAAAGUGUAACCGAGAGCGUCGACCAGACAUUACAGACAUUAUUACUAACACAACAGGAAUUAGUGUGAAGAGCGAUCGGAGUGUGAUUACAUUACGAACUCUCGGUAUCUUCCACUCUCGGGCGGCAAAAAAUAGAAUAUCGACAAAAAUGCUGCUAGAAUCCGUUGGCAAUAAAAAUUCAUGCUUUAAAAACGGUGACGCUAACAUCUGACAUUUAAAUAUGUGAUUGGGGAGAAUGUGUUUAAUACGAGAAAAAGUAUUUUGCGCGCUCAUUGAUAUAGCGUUCCAGAUACGCGCUGCAUGCUAUUGAAGUGUUUAUAUGCACAGUAACCAAUUGGCAGAUGGGAGAUCUUGUAUACGGGACGCUUUUAGCACAGCUUCGCUCGUAACUGCUCAACGCUAGCGCUUAUGUUCUGUUCUGGCACCUACAACCAUCUCGAAACUUUACACACUGUUGACUUUACCUUAUGAUUACCAUUGGCGCAAGAUGUCCGUCGAAGACCGAUUCAACGCCGCCGUGCAGAUCAUUCGAAAUUUGCCAAAAAAUGGCAGCUUCCAGCCGCCAUACGCCAUGCAACUAACUUUCUAUUCACACUAUAAGCAGGCGACUGAAGGUUCAUGCAAAGGUUCGCGGCCAUCUUUCUGGGAUGUUGUUGGUCGGGCCAAAUACGAUGCCUGGAACGGACUCCGGUCGAUGACAAAGGAAGAAGCGAUGGAGAAAUACGUUAGUGAAUUCGUGUCAACAAUCAAGCAACUUCAGUGCAAAGCCAGCCCCGAAGAAGUAAAAGAGGCACUGUCGUACUCCGAACCAAAGCAUAUCGCCCUUUUUCGACCGCUUCUCGGCGACAUUACGUGUCUUGACAACGUACCCAAUGAAUUUCACAAGCUAGUUGGAGAUGGCAAUGCCGCUGAUGACGCUGAACGCCACUCGGAAGAUGACAUAGAGAAGCUCGAUGGCGAUCACGAUACGGACGGCGAAGACUAUUCCGAUACGUUCAAUCAUGUCCAGGAGGACGGUCCUGGCCAAGCCGAAAUCGUCAACGGCCAUUCAGUGCAGUAUCAGAAUAUGAAAAAUAAUAACAACAAUAAUAAUCACAUCAAGGCUGGCGGUGGUGACCCAAACAGUUAUCCUCCGCCGCCCAUUGCCCCGUAUAUGGGCUCUAACAGGGAACCGUUUCCAGGGGGCGGAGUGCCGCCGGUGUCGUCGUCGAGGGGUGGCUGGAUCGCAGGGGAGUCUUCGUUAGGCUUUUCUGCUGGAGAUUCGUUUACAGCGGAAAGAGCUCCCAGCGGUGGAGGUCGACAACCUAAUAACGCCGACGCAUUCAGCCGAAUACAACCAGUAGAUAACCUUUCAUACGCAGUCGUACGUCUUCAGUACACAAUGGAUGAGGUAGUCCGACGCCUGGAUAACCUCGAACGUACUCUACAGGAACGCCGACGGGCAAACCGUUGGUCGCUUCUAGGCGGAAUCCAGCCACAUACCCUUGCAGCGAUUUUACUUUGGCCUGUGCUCGUACAAUUCGUGUUAUACCUUCUGCAUCGACGGAGGUUGCGACUUCGUCUUAAGUAAACGAUGAUAAACAGAAUCUUAAUUCUUUUGUCACUAGUAUAUACUUUGCACGCCAUAUGAACAAAGAAUAAUUUCGAAGGAAAGUUUUGUCCGAAAACGACACCCAAUCAUGAAAAAAUUAUUGUCCUUAUGAAUAUAUUUUCGUAAAACACAGACGUAUUUGCCAGAAUGGCGAUAUACCAGCCAGUCAUUGUUAAGUGCGGUACAGUGAAACAGUGUCUAUAUGUUAUCUCGGAGUCUGUUCAAGGCAAAUUUAGCCACAGCGCAGUGUGAUAUGAAUAAGCAACGAGAAACAAAACACUAUACGGUGCGUUCUAUUUUGCCGUUUAAAGAUAUCUACAAACGCUCAGCGCUCAGUUAAGACCAACUCCAAACAACAAAGCUUUCAUUCAAGCUCGUAUGAGCUAUGAUGAUACAUCGAUGUUUUAACGGCGGUGACAUGAAUUGCCAGGGCAUGCCAAAGCGGCCAAGAUUGAUCCAACCCACUUUUUGAUGACCGCUUAAGUUUUUCACAAGCUCAUUAUUUCUUCGAAGCACCAACAAUAACAAGAAUAGGGCCAAGAACACUGCUAAGCAGGAAAACGACCGCCCUAAACGACUACUAAAAUUUUAUUAUAUUCCAUUGUGUCUCUGCUGUUCGUGGAGGUUACAUAUAUACCCACAAUGCCGAUGUGUGCAUUUCUAGACUACAAAGUGUCCCUUCAGCCAGCGGGAAAAUACUUUUCCCAUUAAACUACUAUAGGGACUAAUUUCUCUAUCUAAGCCAGGCGAACGCGCUGUAGAGGCUGAAUGGAUUUAGCACAUUUAACUUUCAGAAAAGGCCCUUAACAACUAAUAGGCCUGAAAAAUAUAUUAUAUUCAUACAUUAUAACUACUCUAUAUAUGAGUAGUUAUAAUCUUAAAAUGUAUGAUUAAUAAUAAACACUACCACGACAAAGAUGAGUAUCAUUUUUAGAGCAAGGAGGAUUGAGCUGAAUAUUAGUAUAUACUGCGCUGCUUCUUUUAGUUGAGCAUUACUAUAAAUGACAUAGUAGUAAAGAUAGCGAAGUAAGAUGACAAAGUCCAUGAUCAGAACGGCUCCAAAAAUAUGUCUUCUUUGAUAUGCUAGCAACUACUUAGAUGGAGAGAAAUGCUGCAAGAUGUUUCAGUUAGUGGCUCCUAAAUACGAGAUAAUUUGUGUGGACGGAGCUAUACGGAUGGAACUAAAUACAAUGAGAAAAUUAUAUAUACCUUACUACUUUUGGAAUAAAUCUGCGCUUCUACAGCUAUUGACGCGCAUUAUGUUGUUUCGUGUUUAGUGACGGCGAUGGCCGAAACUGUACACCUUAGAUGUCUAUGUUCUUAUUUACAAGCCUUUUCGUGAUCGUUUUCGACUUACAGAUAAAUUGGUACCCGCUAAAGAUUUGACAUUUAAUACACGCAAACCGUCGAGAUGUGAACUAAGUUUGAGUUUAAAAAGGCAAAAUAUUGAGAUUCACAGAUAGAUACAUUGAAACGUAUCUAUACUCACUAUAUGGAAAAACGGGCCACUCACUAUGUGGAAAAAACGACACUCUAAGCUGUCUUUCACUUUUAAUCCCAAAGGCGGCACUCCUUGCAAACAAUCAUUGUAUUUCUAUUUCGACGAAAAGAAGAAUAAAAGAUUAUAUACUAUAUAUUCUAUUAUUGCUUGUUUAGUUUAUUUUGAUGCCUUUGCACGCUGAAAUAGUUGAAUUAUAUUCAAUGAAAUCAUACGUAUAACUGGAGAUACAUACGAAGUACAUAAGUGGAAUCAAAAAGUAA